CACCCCUGCUCCGAUUCUCCGCCCCGGCGAAAGGAAAAUGGGCGGACUGAGGGAAGCGCAAUGAGACUGGUUUCAACUUUGAACCACUACACUCACCGCCUCUUCUUCCAUUCAUCACGCAACUCUUCUCGCCUUUCACCUCUCCCAAAACUUCAGACUAUACAAUUCAAGUGCCGCAACUACUCUAUAUCUCACAGCUCCUACAUUCCUCCCCGGAGGUUUCGCAGCGGGCCAAGUAUGGCGGAAUCCGACCCGUCUCCUGCGCUAGUUCAUGUGAAAGACCACAUCGACUUGACAGCCAAGGAGAAGCAGAUUUUUGACCGCCUUCUUCAAGUCCUGCGCCACUUUAAUCUCCAGACGCAGCUCCGCGUCGCCGGUGGAUGGGUUCGCGAUAAGCUUCUUGGUAAAGAAUGCUGUGAUAUAGAUAUUGCACUUGAUAACAUGCUAGGAAGAGAAUUCUGUGAGAAGGUCAAUGAGUACUUAUCAUCUACUGGGGAAGAAACCCAAGGAAUAGGUGUCAUCCAGUGCAAUCCUGAUCAGUCAAAACACUUGGAAACAGCAAGGAUGCGCCUUUGUGAUGUAUGGGUUGAUUUUGUUAACUUGCGAGCAGAAGAUUACAGUGAAAGUAGUCGUAUUCCAACAAUGAGAUUUGGCACUGCAGAAGAGGAUGCAUAUCGCAGGGACUUAACCAUUAACAGCUUAUUUUACAAUAUUAACUCAAGUUCGGUUGAAGAUUUUACAGGAAAAGGCAUUAAGGAUCUCAAGUCUGGUAGAAUUGUGACUCCGCUGCCUCCAAAGCAGACCUUUUUGGAUGAUCCACUAAGAGUUCUUCGAGCCAUUCGUUUUGGUGCUAGGUUCGAAUUUAUGCUAGAUGAAGAGCUCAAGAGAGCUGCUUCAGAUGAUGAUGUCAAGGCUGCUAUUGCUGAUAAGAUUAGCAGAGAACGCAUAGGUCAUGAAAUUGAUCUUAUGAUAUCUGGCAAUCAACCUCUUAAAGCAAUUACAUAUGUUGCUGACCUGCAAUUAUUUCCAGCUGUCUUUAGUCUUCCUCUGGACGUUGAACCACCAAUUCCCACGAGUUGUGACAAGUUGUGUGUUACUUACAUGGAUUUAGCAUGGAGAUUGCUUCGUCUAAUUGGAUGCUCUUUGACUGAUGAUCAAAGGCGGCUUUGCUUAUAUGCAGCUUUGUUUCUGCCGUUUAGAAACACCAUAUACAAAGACCAUAAAGCUAAAAAGAUUCCAGUUGUGAGUUACAUCUUCAGGAAUUCUCUCAAGUUGAAAGCCAGUGAUUCAGAAACAGUCACAAGUUUGCAUAGUGUGACACAAAAGCUUGUAUCAUUGAUUCCGUUUAUUACUUCCAAAGAUAUAGAAAUUAUUGAAGUGGAUUGGAAAACAGAAACUAUUGAUGUUCCAGUUGCUGCAAAACGUAGAAUACUGAUUGGAUUGCUGCUCCGUGAAAUUAAAGAAUUCUGGCGUGUUUCCCUGGUACUCUCGAUGCUUUUAUACCCUACAAAUGUGGACACAGAGGAAAACAUCGAAUUGGAGAAGAGAAGCAAAUUAUUUAAGACAAUUGAGAAUGACAUACUCAAUCUAGGCCUAGAAAGUGUCUGGGAAGCGAAGCCGCUGGUGAAUGGGAAGGAAAUCAUGAACAUUUUGCAGAUUAAAUCUGGAGGACCAAUUGUCAAAGAAUGGCAACAAAAAUUGUUGGAGUGGCAGCUUGCAUGUCCUGCUGGGACUGCAGAAGAAUGCAUAGACUGGAUGAAGGAGGCUAAUUCAAAACGUGCUAGGACAGAGUAAUGGGGAGAUCAAUUGAUUGAACAAGUAAUAUAUCACAAUUGUAGCACACUUUAAUGUUGACACGGUAAGUGGUUAGAAUCUUUCUGUUAGAAAAAAGCAGCAUUCCAAAAAGUAUUUAUUUCCUAGUUGCACAAUACACAAAUAGGUAGCAUUCAAGAUCACCAGCAGAAGUGAAACCAAUAUUGGAGAAAUGUCUAUGAGAAAUGAAUAAUAUUAUAUGCAUUCUCGCUUUUUACUUUAUUCUUAUAAAGCCUUUUAUUAUUAUUA
This is a messenger RNA of Ipomoea nil (Japanese morning glory), 2061 nucleotides long. Its product is annotated as putative CCA tRNA nucleotidyltransferase 2. The transcript is spliced from 15 exons. The coding region runs from base 61 to 1794 and encodes 577 amino acids. Gene Ontology annotation, biological process: tRNA 3'-terminal CCA addition. The record is from RefSeq and is a predicted model, not a curated record. NCBI's taxonomy places the organism in Eukaryota, Viridiplantae, Streptophyta, Magnoliopsida, Solanales, Convolvulaceae. Gene Ontology annotation, molecular function: ATP:3'-cytidine-cytidine-tRNA adenylyltransferase activity; RNA binding.